Molecule: messenger RNA, 2844 nt
Organism: Dermochelys coriacea (leatherback sea turtle)
Lineage: Eukaryota; Metazoa; Chordata; Testudines; Dermochelyidae
Product: transmembrane protein 244
Exons: 6
Coding region: 465-923 (152 amino acids)
Source: RefSeq, a predicted model, not a curated record
GGUACAAAUCCAUCCUUUUCCACAGGGACCGGGAGAUUCUGGUGUCUUCAAAAAUAGAAUUAGCAGUGACCAGACACUGGUAGGGUGACCAGACAGCGAAUGUGAAAAAUCGGGACGGGGGUGGGGGUGGGGGUAAUAGGAACCUAUAUAAGAAAAAGACCGAAAAAUCGGGACUGUCCCUAUAAAAUCGGGACAUCUGGUCACCCUAGCUGCUGGUGUUAGACCCCGGAAACUGAUGUCCUGUAAUUAUCCCAGGACUGGACAGAGUCUGAGCAGUGGCUGCCUUUUCUCUUCACUGGUUCCUCUCCCUGCCUGUCUGAUCUUUGCCUCUAGCAGGCGUUGCAGCUUCGUCUCUUCCCCUGCCACGGAAGCCCGGGUUACCUCUCCGAGAGCAUCUCAGCAAGAGAUAUCCCGGGCUACACGUCCUGGAGCCUGGCCUGUGCCGUUAUGAUCCUUCCCCGCGCAUGGCCCUCCAAAGCGGCCGUGUGCCCGGCAUCAAGAUCAUCCUCAUUCACCUGCUGUUGUGCCUGGUCACUUUCUACACAGUCUAUUACAUGAUUGGAAGCAUCUGCUCUGGAGCUUUCAGGCUGGACACAUUUGAUGGACUUAUCCCCUUUGAAUUUAACACAGAACCAUCUCACUCAAAUCCCAAAUAUCUGGUGAAUUUGCUAUCCAUGGAACUGACCUACUUCACCAGCGGCCUUCUCUUUGCUGCUCUGCUGAAGCGAUGGGUCUGGGACUACGCCAUCACUGUCACAUUGGUCCAUGUGGCACUGACGUCUGUAGUGAUGGAACAGUUCCCUUUGGUGUGGCACUGGUGGCUAGCACUUGGCAGUGGCCUCUUUAUCAUGAUUUUCAGUGGACAACUUGUGACUCACUUUGCUUGCCCUGACUCCAGUGAUCCCACUUUGGACAGCUACUGACAUUCUUGAGAGAUUCAAGAUCAAGGUACUUUACUUCCUAGACCUCCAAACCUGAGCAUUUCAGCUGAGCAGUAUUUAUAGGGACUGCAGUGAGUUCAAGUAGCCGGGCUAGAAAGAAGAAACGUCCAAUGCUUUCUGAGGAGUAACUAUGCAACUGUGCACCACGAACACUGAAGAGACCUAAAUCCCAUUUAGCCGCCUCAAAAUGAUCCAGCACGGUUUGGCAUGAAUAAAAGCCAUUAAGCUCCUUUCAUUUGAGAGAGGGUCAAAGAGAAGCUCGUACUAGAGAAACGUGGACUAUUUCUCUGUGGGUAAGCUGAAAGGUGUUGACAGUCUAUUUGGUCAAGUUUCCCCUUGGACUGCUCUGCAGUUCUAGGCAUUUGGAGUUUUGUAAUUUCCUGUUCUGCUGUUUAAAGUGCAUGUUCAAAUCCAAUCCUGUGUCUCGUAUUUAAUAAGCACAGUGAUAACUGGAUUCAAGAGUGUCACUAGAGCAUAUAAACGGUCACUUGUAUUUUAGCCAUGGUCUAGGGGCUAAGCCUGCUGUCCCUAAAGAUCAUUCCAAACGAGCAGCUGGUGUUCUAGCUACAAGCAUCUAUUACUCCUACUAUGGGAGCAGAGGGUGCUUCCCCCCAUGAAGUGCACAGAUAAGAUGUAAAUACAGCUCUUGUCCUUCCAGGCAAUAGGGACUAGCUUUGCAGGGUUUUUUAAUUUUAAAAAGGAGCUACUGCUAUGAGGUAUUUUUGGUAUUUGCAAUGCAUAGGGUGAUAGUGAUAUUCAUGGAUUUUAAGGCCAGAAGGGACCAUUGUGGUCAUCUAGUCUGAUCUCCUUUACAAACACAGGCAACAGAAUUUCCCUGAGUUGAUUCCUGUUAGAACAAGAGCAGAUCUUUUAGAAAAACAUCCAAUCUUGAUUUCAAAAUUGCCAGAGAUGGAGAAUCCACCAAUUGUUAAUUACCCUCACUUCAAAGUUUGCACCUUAUUGCUAAUCUGAAUUUGUCUAGCUUCAGCUUCCAGCUAUUGGAUCUUAUUACUCCUUCACUAGCUAGAUUGAAGAGCCCUCUGUCAUCAAAUAUUUGUUCCCCAAGCAGGUACUAACAAACUGAUCAAAGUCACCCCUUAAUCUUCUCUGUGUUGAGCUAAACACGCUGGGUAACACAAGGAGCUCAAUCCUUUAACCACUCUUAUGGCUCUUCUCUGAACACUUUCCAAUUUAGCAACAUCUUUCAUGAACUGCGGACACCAGAACUGGACACAGGAUUUUAGCAGUGAUUGCACCAGUGCCAAAUGCAGAAGUAAUAUAACCUACUCGAGAUUCCCCUCUUUACAUUAUGUUUAUAACAUAAUUGCCAUACUGGAUCAGAACACUAGUUAGUCUAAUUUCUAAGAGAGACUGGUAUGAGAUGGGAGUGCAGGCUGUAGUUCUGCUAAUCCCAGCAGUGGAUGACAUGGUGUUAGAAGUAUCAGGUCCUGAGAAAUGAGAACUUCCAUUCUGCAGCUUGCCAGGAUGGCAGCACACAGACGGAACUCACUGGACUACUUAAACCGGCAUCUCCUUUCUCCCUGCCACAGCUUGUCAGGAACCAGCAUGCCUAAUGAGAAAUAUAAGGCACAUAAGACGGGAGCAUGUAACAAUGUGAUAGGAGGGUUACCAUUUGUCCCAGGCCUUACAGUUCAUUAUCUGAGAUCUCACUAAGGGGAAGAAAAAAUAAAGUUCACUUGUGGGAAGGCAGAAGCCCAUAUCAUAUUUUUAAAGCGAGCUUUGCACACAUUAGCUGAGAAGUAACCAAAGGCAGUGACUAUCAAUGCCUGUCUGUGUUGAUCAUGCCUCCUUGACUUUUGUUGUGGCCUGUGUGAACGAGCUGUAAUGCAACCCUGCAAAAGAGUUGAAAUACAAACAUUUGGAGGCAACAGCAUGACAUUUU